AUAUUUUUGUUGUAAAGUAUACAUGGUUAAGCACGAUCAAUAGUAGUUCGAAAACAAGUUAAAUUUGUGUAUAUAUAAUAAUGCCAAAUGUGUGAUAUUCUUCUUCGGAAAUGGGAGAUUUAAAUAAGUUUUCUCGUUUUCUAGCUAAACUAUUGAGACAUGACGCCAGAGGCUUGGAAGUAACACCAGAUGGCUAUGUCAAUAUAGAGGAUAUUCUGGAACUCCCUAAAGCACGGGGAUUCACAGUGUCUGACGUAGAAGGUAUUGUCAACAGAGACCGUAAAGAGCGUUUUUGUAUACGAACUAGAAGUGGCAAAAAACAAAUAAAAGCCGCUCAAGGACACUCUUUGGAGCUUGACAAACUUGAGUUGACACCGAUCAAUCGCCAUACGGAUGUCACAGCUGUUCUACAUGGUACGAGAAAAAUGAAUUGGCAGUCAAUAAAGGCAGAGGGACUGUCAAAAAGAGGAAGAAUUCACAUUCAUUUCGCUGAAGGGGAAAAUGUGCGAAGCGGAUUCCCACCACGAUGUGAUAUGGUUAUUGAAAUAGAUCUACAGAAGGCAUUGGCAGAUGGAUAUAAAUUUUACAAAUCAGAAAACGAUGUUAUUUUAAGUGAAGGGAAUGGUAACGGUGUAAUACCACCAAAGUAUUUCAAACGUGCAUACGACCUCCAUUCUCAUACAGAUAUCUCGUUACAGUGACUGCAAAAAGAAUUUUGAUUCCAUCAUUUCAUAUCAAUGCCUCGAAACUAUGUGACACAUUUUGUGCCUUCUGUUUAUGAUUUUUUUUAUCCACAGGACACUUGUAAAUAUAUCACAAUUUACGGUAUUAAAUGAAUUAUAAACGGUAUGUGCACCGUAAAGGUAUUAAAUGAAUUAUACAAGAUACGGAAUAUGUACCGUAUAGGUAUUAAAUGAAUUAUAUACGGUAUGUGUACCGUAUAGGUAUAAAAUGAAUUAUAUACGGAAUGUGUACCGUUUAGGUACCGGUGAUGUUUAAAUAAACAGUGCCUGUGAUUUAUUUUUUAUACAUUUAAAACUGCAAGACGUAAUUUAUUUUAAUAACUACGAUGUACGUAUAUUUAGUGCCAUAUG
Messenger RNA from Ruditapes philippinarum (Manila clam), 1094 nucleotides. Its product is annotated as tRNA 2'-phosphotransferase 1-like. The transcript is spliced from 7 exons. Gene Ontology annotation, molecular function: tRNA 2'-phosphotransferase activity. The record is from RefSeq and is a predicted model, not a curated record. NCBI's taxonomy places the organism in Eukaryota, Metazoa, Mollusca, Bivalvia, Venerida, Veneridae. Bases 111 to 701 code for a protein of 196 amino acids. Gene Ontology annotation, biological process: tRNA splicing, via endonucleolytic cleavage and ligation.